AAUCUGUUAAUUUUUAAUCACCUCUCUGUAAUCAAUUAUCUGAGAAAAGUAGUACUCAGCAUGGAGACAUGGUUGCUCAUCCUCAGCUCCAUCUUUAUCUCUAUGUUCCUCAUGUUAAUUCUCUCUGUCCAUCCCAAGACGAAGCAGCUUCCGCCAGGACCCUUUACCAUCCCCAUAAUCAGCGGCUUUUUAUGGCUCCGCAAACCCUUCACGGAGCUUGAGCCAGCCAUCCGGAAUAUCCAGGCCCACUACGGCCCAAUUAUCACCGUCCAAAUUGGCUCCCAGCCCUCCAUCUUCAUCUCCAGCCGCUCCUUGGCCCACCAGGCCCUGAUCCAAAACGGCGCUGUCUUCGCCGACCGCCCACCAGCCUCGGCCACCACCAAAAUAUUCAGCAGCAACCAACACGAAAUCAACUCUGCCCCUUACGGCCCCACGUGGCGCCUUCUUCGCCGCAACCUCACCUCAGAAAUGCUCAACCAUUCUCGCUUGAAAUCCUACAACGGGGCUCGCAAAUGGGUCCUCAACAUCCUCGCCAACCGCCUAAUGAAAUCUCAAUCCAAAUCGAACGGAGUCAAAGUCAUAGACCAUUUCCAAUACGCCAUGUUCUCGAUGCUUGUACUUAUGUGUUUUGGUGAUAAACUUGAUGAGAAGCAAAUAAAUCAAAUACGACAUCUCCAAAGACCGCAACUGCUGACUAAUGGCCGGUUCAACAUUCUCAAUUUUUGCCCUUCAAUCACGAAAAUUGUAUUGAAGAAGUGGUGGGCGGAGUUCCUCCAGUACCGAAAAGACCAAGAAGAUGUCCUAGUCCCUCUAAUUAGAGCCCGGAAGGAGGCCAAGGUAAAAGAGGAGGGUGAAAAUUAUGUGCUAUCUUACGUCGACACGCUCUGUGGUCUUGAGCUUCCUGACAAGAAGAGGAAGCUGACUGAAGAUGAAAUCAUAAGCCUAUGUUCAGAAUUUAUGAAUGCAGGUGUAGAUACUACUACAACUGCAUUACAGUGGAUCAUAGCAAACAUUGUCAAGUAUCCAACGGUUCAAGAGCAGCUUUUUGUAGAGAUUAAAGGAGUUGUGGGGGAAACAGAGGAGGUGAGAGAGGAGGUCUUGCAGAAGAUGCCUUAUCUACAAGCAGUAAUCUUGGAGGGGCUGAGGCGCCACCCGCCGGCCCAUCUUUUGAGUCCGCAUUCUGUCACACAAGAUAUCAUUUUGGGAGGUCAUGUGGUGCCUAAGAAAGGCACGGUCAAUUUUUUGGUGGCGGACAUGGGGUGGGACCCAGAGGUGUGGGAGAACCCUAUGGAUUUUAAGCCGGAGAGGUUUUUGAAUAACGGAAAUUAUGAGUUUGAUAUAACUGGGAGCAAAGAGAUUAAGAUGAUGCCGUUUGGGGCUGGGAGAAGAAUUUGCCCUGGCCUUGGUUUAGCGUUGCUUAAUCUCAAGUAUUUUGUGGCGAAUUUGGUCUGGAAAUUCGAGUGGAGAGGUUUAGAAGGAGAGCAUGUUGACUUGACUGAAAAGCAAGAGUUUACCAUGGUCAUGAAGAAUCCAUUGAAGGCUCACAUUUCACCAAGAGUCGUGAAAUGA
Fragaria vesca subsp. vesca is the source of this 1569-nucleotide messenger RNA. Its product is annotated as cytochrome P450 89A9-like. The record is from RefSeq and is a predicted model, not a curated record. Gene Ontology annotation, cellular component: membrane. The transcript has a single exon. The coding region runs from base 61 to 1569 and encodes 502 amino acids. NCBI's taxonomy places the organism in Eukaryota, Viridiplantae, Streptophyta, Magnoliopsida, Rosales, Rosaceae. Gene Ontology annotation, molecular function: iron ion binding; heme binding; oxidoreductase activity, acting on paired donors, with incorporation or reduction of molecular oxygen, NAD(P)H as one donor, and incorporation of one atom of oxygen.